Molecule: messenger RNA, 3268 nt
Organism: Pteropus alecto (black flying fox)
Lineage: Eukaryota; Metazoa; Chordata; Mammalia; Chiroptera; Pteropodidae
Gene: CD180
Product: CD180 molecule
Exons: 3
Coding region: 743-2728 (661 amino acids)
Biological process (GO): cellular response to lipopolysaccharide; B cell proliferation involved in immune response; positive regulation of lipopolysaccharide-mediated signaling pathway
Cellular component (GO): extracellular matrix
Molecular function (GO): protein binding
Source: RefSeq, a predicted model, not a curated record
UCCUCUACUUCUCCAAGUCAGAUUGGGAGGAAACAAAAGGGGAUUCCACCCCAGCUGUUUUAGCAGGCCUGAAUCAUCACAUCAAUGGACAGAUUUGUCCUUCUGUUCGAAGACCAGAGGUGAAUACUGAUGAGGUGUCCAAGGCAGCAGCAGACAGAGGUACAAGGAGCAGCUACACUUGAUUGUUUCCUUUUGCUUCAGUCCCCAGCUCUAGCAGGCACCACCACUGGCUCAGUCCCUCCAUCGGUCCGCACAGAGUGCCCUGCUUUUCCGGCAUGCCUUAGCACCUCUCCCAGUCACUAGCCUGGGACAACUAACAAAGUGAUGUCCUUUGAGAGGACAGCUUUCUGCUUCCACAACAUCUCUCGAGGAAAGGGACCAGAAGCCACUGAAGUCCAAACUCUUGAAGUUAGCCUGAAGUCAACAGAAAACAUCACACAGGAUCUGUAUGACCAGUCCAAGAGGGCUGCACAACUGAUUUGUGUUGCCAGGAAAUACACUGGGCCAUUCUGGGGCUGGGUCCUCAGCUAUUUUUGGCAAGGAGGGGUGGUAUGAAAAGAGACUUCCCCUUUUUGCAGCACAGAGUCACGAAAUGCUGGGCAGCCAAGAGGAUUUCUUAUUCUGAGAUCGCCCUUCUGAACACCUCUAGCUGCUAAAUUACCGAGGCCAUCAUUGCUUGAUUAGAUUUCUCAGCUCCAAGCAUUUGAUAAGCCCAGCAAGCUGGGGUGGCAUCGAUCCCGUGAUGGCUCCCCUUGUCAGCGGCUUCCUACUGGCGGUGUUGUUUUCUGCCAGCUGUAAUGUCAUCACCUCCUUGGAUCAGAUGUGCAUGGAGAAAGAAGCCAACAAAACAUAUAACUGUGAAAACUUAGGUCUCAGAGAAAUUCCUGACACUCUACCAAACACAACAGAAUUUUUGGAAUUUGCCUUUAAUUUCUUGCCCACAAUUCAAGCUACAACUUUCAGCAGACUAAUAUAUCUUAUCUUUUUGGAUUUAACCAGGUGCCAGAUUAACUGGAUACAUGAAGACACUUUUAAAAGCCAUCAUCAACUGAACACAAUUGUGUUGACUGGAAAUCCUCUGAUAUUCAUGGCAGAAACAUCACUUAAUGGGCCAAAGUCCCUGAAGCAUCUUUUCUUAAUUCAAACAGGAAUAUCCAAUCUCGAGUUUAUUCCAGUGCACAAUCUGGAAAACUUGGAAAGUUUGUAUCUAGGAAGCAACCAUAUUUCCUCCAUUAAGCUCCCAGAGAACUUCUCAGCACAGAAUCUGAAAGUUCUGGAUUUUGAGAAUAAUGCUAUACAUUACCUUUCUAAUAAAGACAUGAAUGCUCUGGAGCAGGCCACCAACCUAAGCCUUAACUUCAAUGGCAAUGACAUUAAAAGCAUUGAGACUGGGGCCUUCCAUUCAAAAGUCUUCCAAAGUUUAAACUUUGGCGGGACUUUUGACUUGUCUAUUAUAAUAAAAGGUCUACAGAACUCUACUACUCAUUCUCUCUGGCUGGGGGCAUAUGAGGACACUGAAAAUCAAGACCUUACCCCAGCCAUGCUUGAGGGACUUUGUGAAAUGUCUGUUGAGAGCAUCAACCUUCAGAAACACCAUUUCUCAGGCUUGUCAUCUACCACAUUCCAGUGCUUCACACGACUCCAGGAAUUGGAUCUGACGGCAGCUCAUUUGGAAGAGUUACCUUCUGGGAUUGAGGGCAUGAACUCUCUCAAGAAAUUAGUUCUCAAUAUAAAUAAUUUUGACCAAUUGUGUCAAAUCAAUGCUGCCAGUUUCCCAUCCCUUACAGACCUUUAUAUCAAAGGCAAUCUGAAAAAACUUGACCUCGGUGCUGGGUGUUUGGAAAAACUAGAAAAUCUUCGGAGACUUGAUUUAAGCCAUAGUGAGAUAGAGGCUUCUGACUGCUGCAACCUGGCACUCAGAAACCUUGUCCACUUGCAGUACCUAAACCUGAGCUACAAUAUGCCCAUCGGUCUCCAGAGUCAGGCGUUCAAAGAAUGUCCCAAGCUAGAAAUCCUGGAUUUGGCAUUUACGCACCUGCACAUUAGUGCUUCACAAAGUCCUUUCCAAGACCUCCGUCUCCUGCAGACCCUGAAUCUCUCUCACUGCCGCGUUGACACUGGUAAUCAGCACCUUCUAGAAGGCCUCCUGGAUCUCCGGCAUCUGAAUUUACAGGGAAAUUCCUUUCAAGAUGGGAGCAUCUCAAAGACCAACCUACUUCAGACAGUAGGCAGUUUGGAAACUCUGAUUUUAUCCUCCUGUGAGCUCCUCAGUAUAGACCAGCAAGCAUUCCACAGCCUUAGAAACAUAAGUCACAUAGACCUGAGCCACAACAGCCUGACUGGAAACAGCAUUGAUGCUCUUAGACAUCUUAAGGGGAUCUACCUCAAUCUAGCCGCCAAUAGCAUCAGCAUCAUCCCACCCCAUCUCCUCCCCAUCUUGUCCCAGCAGAGCACCAUUAAUUUAAGUCACAAUCCCCUGGACUGCACUUGCUCAAAUUUCCAUUUCAUAACAUGGUACAAAGAAAACCUGCAAAAACUUGAGGGCUCGGAGGAGACAGUGUGUGCAAACCCCCCACCUUUAAAGGGAGUUAAGCUGCAUGAGGUCAAACUCUCCUGUGGGAUUACAACUGUGGGCAUUUUUUUUCUUGUAGUAAUUUUACUACUGUUCAUCAUUCUGCUUAGUUUUUCAGUUAAAUUCUUUUUUAGGUGGAAAUACCAGCACCUUUAGUGCUAAAGGUCUCUAGAGAUGGCAAAUAAAUGUAUUUAGCAAAAUUGCCUUAAGUAGAGAAACUAUUGUCUGUCAGUGACCAACUUUACAGGUUAGUUUCUGGCACUGAGCAAGGAUUUACUGUGCUUUUCUGAAUCCUAGAACUAAUGAAACUCCCUGAAAAGUAAACUGAAUAAGACCAGAGGGCCAGAGACAGCUGUGAGAGAUGCAAAGCCCUUUCCUCACAUGGAGGGCAGGUGGAAGUUGAGGGAGGACUGUGGGCAGGGAAAGGCCCGAAGAGUAACCUACGAGGAGGCCGUCUCUCUUACACUCACAGACAUCCUCUGAAGCACCUUCUACUCUGACCUUGAAAGGAGACCAUCAACACCCUCUUGCUGAGGACCCCAGCUCCCAACUCUCUCUUCUAUAUUUCAGGUAUCAUACUUGGAUCUGAGUUCUCAGUAAUGAAGUCCUUUGAGAAACUUACUGGGGAUAAAGUCUUCAUGUUUGUUUUACAUGGAAAAGGAAAAUAAUGAAUUUAAAUAAGUGACUGAGAAAUAA